CGUCGAGCAGCUGCAGCUCUGUAGCUAAUUAGUUAAAUACUACUAACAGCGUACAAGACAGAUAGAUGUAUGGCAGUUUCUUCACUUUUCCUAUUCACUGCCGGCUAUUAGCAACCCUAUUUACAUCCACGAGCUGUCUCGCGUUCUACUCAUUAUUCCCCCCAAAGCAUCCGUGAAUAGAUAGACCUAGUCACACAGUUUCAAAAUGCUGGGUUCAGAUAUCAGCGACUAUGAGUACAGAACAGGGAAACGGCUUCUAAAUAUCUCUUAAUAACUGCUCCCUUUCAAACCCAUGCCGCCGUCCCUGCUUCUCUGACUCCGGUGAAUUUUGGCAAAUCUAUCAGAUGAAGCGGUUGACAGCCGUACGCCUCUACUUGCGGCUCCUGGAUUGGCUUCAUUGGCUUCAUCGCAUCGUCCUUCUCUGCGUCCAAACAGCACGGGGACUAUCAAGUCAGACACCAUGGUUACUGUCGAUAAGGAUGACGCGGAGCAGCAAAAACGUAACAUCACUGCUGGCGACUCUGCCACGGAGAUCAUACCGGAAGCUCAAGUUGCAACUAUUACAGAACGCGAAUUAGACAUCAGCACCGCACUUAGGCUCUAUCCUAAAGCAGCUGCGUGGUCUUUCUUUUUCUCCCUCGGUGUUAUCAUGACUGGCUAUGACCCCCAGAUCAUAGGGAAUCUAUAUGGUGUCCCCAGGUUCCAGCAGGAUUUUGGCUAUCUCUUCAAGGGGAAGUGGAUAAUUUCUGCUGCGUGGCAGUCAGGGCUCAGGUACAAGAUGCAAUUUUUUACUCUAAUCUCUAUGGCUUGUAUGCUUUCUUGGAAAACAGAACACUUAUUCGACCCUUUUUAAACAUGUUCUUUAGCAUGGGAAGUCCUAUCGGCCAAGUUGUAGGCGCCUUAGCCGCUACAUAUCCGAUGGAAUGGUUUGGUCGAAAGAAAACUUUUGCAGCAUGCGUUGUCUUGACUGCUGGCUGUGUCUUCAUCCAAUUCUUCGCACGGUCGUUGAAAGUCCUGAUCGUUGGCGAACUUCUUGGAGGCUUGAUAUUAGGAUCAUACGCAGUUAUCGCCCCCGCCUACGCUUCGGAAGUAUGCCCCGUUGCCCUGCGUGGUGUUCUGACGGCAUAUGUGAAUCUCUGUUUUGUUAUCGGCCAGUUCAUCGCCAACGGGGUCUCCGCUGCGACUCACGGGCUAGAUAGCCACUGGGCUUAUAGUUCGCCCUUUGCGACCCAGUGGUUCUGGCCAGCCGUGAUCCUUGCCGGGGUAUUCUCUGCCCCUGAGAGUCCGUGGUGGCUCGUAAGGAAGGGAAGACUGCAAGACGCCGAAAAUUCACUUCGGAGGCUCGCGUCAUCGAGUGUUGAUGUCAAACCAACCCUGUCAAUGAUUAUCGAAACCGAUCGUCUUGAGCAGCAGAUGGAAGCAGGGACUUCUUUCCGUGAUUGUUUCAAGAAAACCAACCUUCGUCGUACCCAAAUCGCUAUCGGCGUAUAUUCCAUUCAAGUUUUCAGCGGCAUUUAUCUCAUUGGAUAUUCCAACUACUUUUUCACACAGGCUGGUCUUCCUCCUGACGAUGCAUUCAAUAUGGGCGUAAGUUGUGACCUCCGUCGCCAGUGUCAGGUGGAUGAGUUUACAUGGUCUUUUCUAGGUCGGUUUUCUCGGGGUGGGAUUUCUGGGAUGCAUUUUAUCCUGGGUUCUCCUCGCAUACUUCGGCCGCCGAGUGAUCUACAGUAGUGGCCUAGCUGGGCUUGCGGUUAUUCUAUUAAUCAUCGGCAUCCUGGACUGUGUGCCUAACUAUACGGAACGUCCUGCGGUCAUCUGGGCUCAGGCAUCCAUGAUGCUGGUAUGGAAUUUCACGUACGACCUCUCUGUUGGACCGGUAUGUUUCGUCAUUCUUUGUGAAUGUUCCGCAACCAAACUUCGCAGCAAGACUAUUGCCAUUUCAACAGCUAUACAAGCUAUCUUCGGCAUAGUCAUGACUGUCGUGAUUCCUUAUAUGAUAAAUCCGGAUGCAGGGAAUAUAAGAGGGAAACUAGGGUUCUUUUUUGGCGUAAGUAACUUUUUGGCCUCUCGCUUACUAUGCUUGUGUUUUUAUACGUUUAACACAGAUCGUAGGGCCUUGCUUCUAUUUGUUUUGUAUGGACCUAUUUUAAUGUCCCGGAAACUAAAGGACGAACAUAUGAAGAGCUCGACAUUAUGUUUGAAAGAAGAGUACCUACCAGGGAGUUUAAAAGGUACAGGAUUCUCUAGGCACAGGACGGAAGAGGGUGGUAGAAACAAGAAGACCUUUGCUUUAGGCUAUUAUUCCAUCAAAGAUAUGUCCCCCACCCACCGGCAUCCGAUCCACACGAUGGAACGGGAUAUCCGUCUAGAUUCCACAGCAUUUAAAAUUCGCCAUGUUUGCCUAUGAUCGUCGUCGACCUUACUUAGCACGGUCACCGUUAGUUAUAGGUUCGACACACCGUCACAAGUACGACAUAUUCUGAACUACCUUUCUCCGAUGACGAGUCUCGGUAUUACCAUCUGUUGGCAGGUUUGUGUAGCGUGGGGAUGUUGCAUAUUAUUGGGAACUUUUCCUUCUACCCAGCCAUAAGGAUACCAGUAAUGCCUGCUUUAAAACGUUAGAAGCGUUGAUAGGCGCUGGGCAAUUUAACCGAGCACAGAUACUCAAUUGCGGAGGGAUAGGGGCAGCAUCAUUUUUGUCAUGACAUGCAAGCCAGUUAGCUGCGUUGGUUGACGGACUCUCAGAUGAUAGUUACAGAACACAAAUUCCCCCCUGCCCAGAGAGAUCGCAUUUUCCCCCUCUUUUAAUUUUGGACGCAAUAUUCCACCAUUUGAGGAUAGCAAUCUUGAGGGUACCUGAUGAUUUCGAUAUUGUUGAGUUGUAGGGGGACAGCGGUAGAGAGGCCAACGGCUGCGGCUGGUGUUGCAUUUCUUCCUCAAGUUACUGUAUAGCGCCAGUCCAUGUUCCAUCCCCGCAGGACAUCCCCGUGGCUGAGGUAGUAUAUGCUUAUACUCGGCGCGUCGGUCAAUUGCAUCGCGUGGGUCUAUGUCCUUGAGAUCUUCCACAUCCAUGCCAGAGAGAAAGGAACAGCGAUUGGAAUUUCAUCUACCUGGUUUUGGAGCUUUGUCACCAUCAUCAAUAUCGUCACGCCAGUUAUUUUCAACAGACUACAAGGGAACGUGUUUUCGAUAUUUAUGCGGGCCAAUUUCGCAUUCAUUCCUUUUGUGUGCUUCUGUUACCCGGAGCCAGCCAACAUGACAUUGGAGGAGAUAAACCAUCUAUUUGCACAAUCCGGCGUGUCUGCUCAGCACGUUGUUCAGCACAUCCAAAAGGAGCGCAGGGGGGCCCGCCUUGUAGGAGAAAACGGUCACGAAAUUCGACUCGUUCCCCCAAAAGAAACUUCUGAAGAUGCGGAGGGAAAGUUCAAACAUUCAGCUGCUCAGCGCGGUAUAGCGAAGGAAGCUGUAUACAGUCAACAUGGAGUUUCCAUUACCGGAUGUGCAAUGCCCCAUCUUCGCAUCUAUAUUAUUUCCAAAGGAACAGAAACUUGUAUGUGGCUGCGUUUUAUUGAAUGACAGUCAAAGGGAAAGCUUUUGCGUGCCAUGGUAUACCUUGACAAUGGACAGUACAUACUUCAUGUAUAUACACCCCGAAUGCACUAAUAGGGAGUAACACUAAUUUGAGCUAGUAGUUCCUCUGCUACAAGCUCAUAAAUAGGCAUAGCUUUUAUCUCCUCGAGCGACCAAUACGCCCGCAUUUUGUCCGCGCGAAGUUGAUCCACCUCGUCAUCCAUAUGGAACCACAAGAUCUCCCCAAACCCAUCCGUAAUCGCCUUCAAAUCUUUCAGUUCGAACUCCUUCUUGGGACCCUCGCACGCCGAAAGAUACCCCUGCAUCUUCGCCAGACCCGCGUGGAUACGUUGGUGCUACACAAGCAGCUCGAGUUCGUUAUUUUCAACUUUAAACGCUGGCAUACGCUGGCCCAAGUAAGGAAACACCAGUUUCUCCUCAACCCCAUGGUAGAUUUGCAGGUUAUUGCAGAAGUUUGUUCCAAUUUCGAUGAACUGCUCCACAGACAUGUCCUUUGGAAGCUCGUUGGCAACGCAGGCGUCGUAUAAUGUCACCCAUAUUUCGCGAAAGUCGUUAUGUUACAUGAGCUGUCAGGAUAUUGCUGCAAAAUGACAAGUGAUAUCUUGACUUUUCGAAAUUUUCCUCGUGCUCACUAACAUGGAUAUCCAUUUUGUCUGCAAAGUAGUUGAAAAUUUUCUAGUCUUCUGCAGAUAACUCUGGCAGCGGGUUGGCGGAAGCUGCCAGUUGAGCAAGGGGGUGAUUUUGUUCUUCACUCAUUGCGAUGCUGUUUCGUGCUCGCGAUGCACGCUGGCGCUCUCUUGAUGAAAUCCUUCGGGACAACCCUCUUUAUGGGAAUAAGGAAAUGAGGAUAUCAGACUGAACUAUUUGGUUCGCCGUUCAUAGGUCUGCCAAAACGGGGACUCAGCCUCCCUUAUAUACCAUAGGACUAACGUUGUCAAUUAGCGCAGCUGGAACUCCCUGCCUAAUCUUUCAGCUCUCUUUACCAUAUCCCCUGUCUCCUAAAACCUUCCUGAUGGUGAUUCUGUCAGACCUGCAGGUCUUAGAUUAAUAAGCCUCCCACCAUAUAACUUCCCACGUAGCUAGCAAUCUUCAAUCAAGCAAGCUUUACAUCAUCCACAGAUUUAGCAUAUCUGCAAUAUUUUUUUCACUGGCCGAGGUCGGCUGAGAACAACCCCGGCAAUGCGUGGUAUCAUGAUAUCGCCCUUGCAACCCAAGUCUAUGUAUCUGAAUAACUCCAACCCGAGCUGGACGGUUAGAUCAACAUGCCAAAUGCUUACGCGACGUUCUGGGCUACAACCUCCGCAUCAUCCAGGCAUCGGGUUUACAUUGCAUUUUGCUUUCCGUUUUCCCCGGCCUCUCAUGAUUUCACAUUGACGUAUGUAUGUAUGUUGUUCGGCUUCCGAAUCUUGAUUAUAUAACUAGCAGGAGUAGACCGUUAACCACCGGCUUUUUUUU
Blastomyces dermatitidis ER-3 is the source of this 5046-nucleotide messenger RNA. Its product is annotated as MFS maltose permease MalP, variant 3. Bases 856 to 1731 code for a protein of 291 amino acids. Gene Ontology annotation, cellular component: membrane. The record is from RefSeq and is a predicted model, not a curated record. The transcript is spliced from 5 exons. Gene Ontology annotation, biological process: transmembrane transport; carbohydrate transport. Gene Ontology annotation, molecular function: carbohydrate:proton symporter activity. Lineage: Eukaryota; Fungi; Ascomycota; Eurotiomycetes; Onygenales; Ajellomycetaceae.